GGAUAAUACCCUCGACCUGAAUCUGUGACCUGUAGCCUCCAGAAUCAAAAGGAAAUAGCAUUUUGGGAAAAUCGCCCAAAAUCAGUGAUGGUACCCCUUUGGAAUCUGCCAAAAAUUGGCCCAGAAUAAAUCCGCCCAAUUUUGUGCUGAACGGACAUAAUCAUCGUUGAGGAAUAGGCUCAGGCUGAAUCCGUGAUCUGUAGCCCUCAAAAUCCAAGGAAAAUUACCUUUCGUCGCCCAAAAAUACGAAAAUGGCAUAUGAAAAUAAAUUGGCCCAAAUUGGUGCUUAAUGGAUUUAUCAUCCAUGGAGAAUAGGAUCAAUAGACUUCAUUUUUGGUAGAUAAUAGCCUCGGCCGGAAUCCGUGAUCUGUAGCCUCCAGAAUCGAAAGAAAAUGGCAUUUCGGGAAAAUCGCCCAAAAUCUGUGAUGGUACCCCUUUGGAAUCCGCCAAAUAUUGACCCGGAAUAAUUUCACCCAAAUCAGUGCUUAAUGGACUCAAUCAUCGUUGAAGAAAAGCCUCUGGCCGAAUCCGUGAUCUGUAGCCUUCAAAAUCCAAAGAAAAUGACCUUUCGUUGCCCAAAAAUUACGAAAAUGCCAUCCGAAAAUAAAUUGGGCCAAAUAGGUGCUUAAUGGACUUAUCAUCCGGGGAGAAUAGGAUCAAUAGACUUCAUUGUCAGUGGAAAUAGCCUCGGCCUGAAUUCGUGAUCUGUAGCCUCGAGAAUAGAAAGAAAAUGAUAUUUCAGGAAAAUCGCUCAAAAUCUGUGAUGGUACCCCCUUCAGACCGAAUCCGUGAUCUGUAGCCAUCAAAAUCCAAAGGAAAUGACCUAUCGUCGUCCAAAAAAUUACGAAAAUGCCAUCCAAAAAUAAAUUGGCCCAAAUUGGUGCUUAAUGGACAUAAUCAUCCGUGGAGAAUAGGAUCAAUAGACUUUAUUAUCGUUGGAUAAUAGCCUCGUCCAGAAUCCGUGAUUUGUAGCUUCCAGAAUCACAGAAAAUGGCAUUUCGGGAAAAUCGCCCAAAAUCUGUGAUAGUACCCCUUUGGAAUAAGCCGAAAAUUGACCCGGAAUAAAUCCGCCCGAAUUAGUGCUUAAUGGACUCAAUCAUCAUUGAAGAAUAGCCUCAUGGCGAAUCCGUGAUCUGUAGCUUACAAAAUCCAAAGAAAAUGUCCUUUCAUUGCCCAAAAAAUUACGAAAAUGUCAUACGAAAAUAAAUUGGAACAAAUCGUUGCUUAAUGGAUUUAUCAUCUGCGGAAAAUAGGAUCAAUAGACUUCAUUAUCGGUGGAUAAUACCCUCGGCCUGAAUCCGUGAUCCGAAGCCUCCAUAAUCAAAAGAAAUGGCAUUUCGGGAAAAUCGCCCAAAAUCUGUGAUGGUACCCCUUUGGAAUCUGCCAAAAAUUGACCUCGAAUAAAUCCGCCCAAUUCUGUGCUUAACGGACAUAAUCACCGUUGAGGAAUAUCCUCAGGCUGAAUAUGUGAUCUGUAGCCCUCAAAAUCAUAAGAAAUUGACCUUUCCUCGCCCAAAAAUUACGAAAAUUGCAUACGAAAAUAAAUUGGCCCAAAUCGGUGCUUAAUGGACUUAUCAUCCAUGGAGAAUAAGAUCAACGGACUUCAUUGUCGGUGGAGAAUAGCCUUUGCCUGAAUCAGUGAUCUGUAGCCUCUAGAAUCGAAAGAAAAUGGCAUUUCAGGAAAACCGCACAAAAUUUGUGUUGGUACCCCCUUUGAAAUCAGCCAAAAAUUGACUCGGAAUAAAUCUGCCAGAAUUUGUGCUUAAUGGACUCAAUCAUCGUAGAAGAAUUGCCUCAGACCGAAUCCGUGAUCUGUAGCCUUCAAAAUCCAAAGAAAAUGGCCUUUCAUCGCCCAAAAAAUUACAAAAAUGUCAUUCGAAAAUAAAUUGGUCCAAAUCGGUGCUUAAUGGACUUAUCAUCUGCGGAGAAUAGGAUCAAUAGACUUCAUUAUCGGUGGAUAAUACCCUCGGCCUGAAUCCGUGAUCUGUAGCCUCCAGAAUCAAAAGAAAAUAGCAUUUUGGGAAAAUAGCUCAAAAUCUGUGAUGGUACACCUUUGGAAUCUGACAAAAAAUUGACCCGGAAUAAAUUCGCUCAAUUCUGUGCUUAACGGACGUAAUCAUCAAUGAAGAAUAGCCUCAGGCUAAAUCAGUGAUCUGUAGCCCUUAAAAUCCAAAGAAAAUGACCUUUGGCCGCCUAAAAAUUGCGAAAAUGGCAUACGAAAAUAAGUUGGCCUAAAUCGGUGCUUAAUGGACUUAUCAUCCAUGGAGAAUAGGAUCAAUAGACUUCAUUUUCGGUGGAGAAUAGCCUCGGCCUGAAUCUAUGAUUUGUAGCCUCUAGAAUCGAAAGAAAAUUACAUUUCGAGAAAAUCGCCAAAAUUUGUGAUGGUACCCCUUUGGAAUCUGCCAAAAAUUGACCCGAAAUAAAUCUGCCUAAAUCGGUGCUUAAUGGACGUAAUCAUCGCAGAAAAAUAGCCUCAGGUCGAAUCCGUGAUCUUUAACCUUCAGAAUAAAAUGAAAAUGGCCUUUUGUCAACCAAAAAUUACGAAAAUGUCAUCCCAAAAUAAAUUGGGCCAAAUCGGUGUUAAUGGACUUAUCAUCUACAGAGAAUAAGAUCAAUAGACUUCAUUAUCGGUGGAUAAUAGCCUCGGCCUGAAUCCGUGACCUGUAGCCUCCAGAAUCAAAAGGAAAUGACAUUUCGGGAAAAUAGCCCAAAAUCUGUGAUGGUACCCCUUUGGAAUCUGCCAAAAAUUGACCCAGAAUAAAUUCGCCCGGAUCUCUGAUUAACGGACGUAAUCAUCGUUGAAGAAUAUCCUCAGGCCGAAUCCGUGAUCUGUAGCCUUCAAAAUCAAAAGAAAAUGGCCUCUCGUCGCCCUAAAAAUUACGAAAAAUGUCAUCUGAAAAUAAAUUGGGCCAAAUCGGUGCUUAUGGACUUAUCCUCUGCGGAGAAUAGGAUAAAUAGACUUCAUUAUCGGUGGAGAAUAGUCUCGGCCUGAAUCCGUGAUCUGUAGCCUCCAAAAUCGAAAGAAAAUGGCAUUACGGGAAAAUCGCCCAAAAUCUAUGAUGGUAUCCCUUUGAAAUCCGCCAAAAAUUGACCCGGAAUAAAUUCGCCCAAAUCACUGCUUAAUGGACUCAAUCAUCGUUGAAGAAUAGCCUCUAGCCGAAUCCGUGAUCUGUAGCCUUCAAAAUCCAAAGAAAAUGGACUUUCGUUGCCCAAAAAAUUACGAAAAUGUCAUCCGAAAAUAAAUUGGGCAAAAUUGGUGCUUAAUGGACUUAUCAUCUGCGGAGAAUAGGAUCCAUAGACUUCGUUAUUGGUGGAGAAUAGCCUCCGCCUGAAUCCGUGAUCUGUACCAUCCAGAAUCGAAAGAAAAUGGCAUAUCGGUAAAAUCACCUAAAAUCUGUGAUGGUACCCCUUUGGACUCUGCCAAAAUUUGACCCGGAUUAAAUUCGCCCAAUUUCGUGCUUAAUGAAUGUAAUCAUCGUAGAAGAAUAGCCUCAGGUCGAAUCCGUGAUCUUUACAUUCAGAAUCCAAAGAAAUUGGCCUAUUGUCAACCAAAAAUUACGAAAAUGUCAUCCAAAAAUAAAUUGGCCCAAAUCAGGGCUUGAUGGACGUAAUCAACCAUGGAGAAUAAGAUCAAUAGACUUUAUUAUCGUGGGAGAAUAGCCUCGGCCUGAAUCAGUGAUCUGUAGCCUCCAUAAUCGAAAGAAUAUGGCAUUUUCGGAAAAUCGUUCAAAAUCUAUGAUGGUACCCCUUUGGAAUCUGCCAAAAAUUGACCCGGAAUAAAUCUGCCCAAAUCUUUGCUUAAAGGACGUAAUCAGCGUUGAAGAAUAUCCUCAGGCCGAAUCCGUGAUCUGUAGCCUUCAAAAUCCAAAGAAAAUGGCCUUUGUCGCCCAAAAUAUUACGAAAAUGUCAUCCGAAAAUAAAUAGGGCCAAAUCGGUGCUUACUGGACUUAUCAUCUGUGGAGAAUAGCCUCGGCCUCAAUCCGUAAUCCGUAGCCUCCAGAAUCGAAAGAAAAUGGCAUUUCGGGAAAAUUGCUCAAAAUCUAUGAUGGUACCCCUUUGGAAUCCGCCAAAAAAUUGAACCGGAAUAAAUUCGCCAAAAUCCGUGCUUAAUGCACUCAAUCGUCGUUGAAGAAUAGCCUCAGGCAGAAUCCGUGAUCUGUAGCCUUCAAAAUCCAAAGAAAAUGGCCUAUCGUCGCCCAAAAAAUUACGAAAUUGUCAUCCGAAAAUAAAAUGGGCCAAAUUGGUGCUUAAUGGAUUUAUCAUCUACGGAGAAUAGCAUCAAUAGACUUUAUUAUCGAUGGAGAAUAGCCUCGACUGAAUCUGUGAUCUAUAGCCUCCAGAAUCGAAAGAAAAUGACAUUUCGGGAAAAUAACCCAAAAUCUGUGAUGAUACCCCUUUGGAAUCCGCCAAAAAUUGUCCCGGAAUAAAUUCGCCCAAAUCUGUGCUUAAUGAACGUAAUCAUCGUAGAAGAAUAGCCACAGGAAGAAUUCGUGAUCUUUAAACUUCAGAAUCCAAAGAAAAUGGCCUAUUGUCAACCAAAAAUUACGAAAAUGCCAUUCAGAAAUAAAUUGGCCCAAAUCGGGGCUUAAUGGAUGUAAUCAUCCAUGGAGAAUAGGAUCAAUAGACUUCAUUAUCGGUGGAGAAUAGCAUCGGCCUGAAUCCGUCAUCUGUAGCCUCCAGAAUAGAAAGGAAAUGGUAUUUCGGGAAAAUCGCCCAAAAUUUGUGAUGGUACCCCUUUGGAAUCCGCCAAAAAUUGACCCGGAAUAAAUUUACCCAAAUCCGGGCUUAAUGGACUCAAUCAUCGUUGAAGAAUAGCCUCAGGGCGAAUCCGUGAUCUGUAGCCUUCAAAAUCCAAAGAAAAUGGUCUUUCAUCGUCCAAAAAAUUACGAAAAUGUCAUCCGAAAAUAAAUUGGGUCAAAUCGGUGCUUAAUGGACUUAUCAUCAGCGGAGAAUAGGAUCAAUAGACUUUAUUAUCGGUGCAUAAUAGCCUAGGCCUGAAUCCGUGAUCUGUAGCCUCCAGAAUCAAAAGAAAAUGGCAUUUCGAGAAAAUCGCCCAUAAUAUGUGAUGGUACCCUUUGGACUCUUGGAAAAAUUGACCAGGAAUAUAUCCGCCCAAAACGGUGCUUAAUGGACGUAAUCAUCGUUGAAGAAUAUCCUCCGGCCGAAUCUGUGAUCUGUAGCCUUCAAAAUCCAAAGAAAAUGGCCUUUCGUCGCCCAAAAAAUUACGAAAAUGUCAUCAGAAAAUUAAUUGGGCCAAAUCGGUGCUUAAUGGACUUAUCAUCUGCGGAGAAUAUGAUCAAUAGACUUCAUUAUCGGUGGAGAAUAGCGUCGGCCUGAAUUCGUAAUAUGUAGCCUCCAGAAUCGAAAGAAAAUGGCAUUUCGGGAAAAUCGCCAAAAUCUGUGACGGUGCCCCAUUGGAAUGCACCAAAAAUUGACCCCCGAAUAAAUUCGCCCAAAUACGUGCUUAAUGGACUCAAUCGUCGUUGAAGAAUAGCCUCAGGCCGAAUCCGUGAUCUGUAGCCCUCAAAAUCCAAAGAAAAUGGCCUUUCGCCGCCCAAAAAAUUACGAAAAUGUCAUCCGAAAAUAAAUUGGGACAAAUCGGUGCUUAAUGGAAUUAUCAUAUGCCGAGAAUAGGAUCAAUAGACUUCAUUAUCGGUGGAUAAUAGCGCCGGCCUCAAUCCGUGAUUUGUAGCCUCCAAAAUCAAAAGAAAAUGGCAGUUCGGGAAAAUCACCCAAAAUCUGUGAUGGUACCUCUUUGGACUUUGCCAAAAUUGACCCGGAAUAAAUCCACCCAAAUCUGUGCUUAACGGACGUAAUCAUCAAUGAAGAAUAUCCUCAGGCCGCAUCCGUGAUCUGUAGCCUACAGAAUCGAAACAAAAUGGGAUUUCGGGAAAAUAGUCCAAAAUCUGUGAUGGUACCCCUUUGGUAUCCGCCAAAAAUUGUCCCAGAAUAAAUUCGCCCAAAUCCGUGCUUAAUGAACGUAAUCAUCGUAGAAGAAUAGCCACAGGUCGAAUCCGCGAUCUUUAAACUUAAGAAUCCAAAGAAAAUGCCUAUUGUCUACCAAAAAUUACGAAAAUGCCAUCCAGAAAUAAAUUGGCCCGAAUCGGGGCUUAAUAGACGUAAUCAAUAAUCAUCCAUGGAGAAUAGGAUCAAUAGACUUCAUUAUCGCUGGAGAAUAGUCUCAGCCUGAAUCAGUGAUCUGUUGCCUCCAGAAUCGAAAGAAAAUGGCAUUUCGGGAAAAUCGCUCAAUAUCUGUGAUGGGUGCCCCUUUGGAAUACACCAAAAAUUGACCCGAAAUAAAUCCUCCCAAAUCGGUGCUUAAUGGAAUUAAUCAUCGUUGAAGAAUAGCCUCAGGCCUAAUCCGUGAUAUGUAGCCUUCAAAAUCUAAAGAAAAUUACCUUUCGUUGCCCAAAAAAUACAAAAAUGCCAUCCGAAAAUAAAUUGGGCCAAAUAGGUGCUUAAUGGACUUAUCAUCUGUGGAGAAUAGGAUCAAUAGACUUCAUUUUCGGUUGAUAAUAGCCUCGGCCUGAAUCCGUGAUCUGUAGCCUCUACAAUUAAAAGAAAAUGGCAUUUUGGAAAAAUUGCCCAAAAUAUAUGAUGGUACCCCUUUGGAAUAUGCGAAAAAUUGACCCGGAAUAAAUCCUCUUAAAUCGG
Molecule: messenger RNA, 6654 nt
Organism: Linum trigynum
Lineage: Eukaryota; Viridiplantae; Streptophyta; Magnoliopsida; Malpighiales; Linaceae
Source: the annotation of a GenBank genome assembly